Molecule: messenger RNA, 971 nt
Organism: Thlaspi arvense
Lineage: Eukaryota; Viridiplantae; Streptophyta; Magnoliopsida; Brassicales; Brassicaceae
Source: the annotation of a GenBank genome assembly
CAAGUUUCCAGAAGAAGAAAAAAAAAGAAAGAUAGGAUACUAUAUACCUUCUUCCUCUUGGGCAGUCUCUAGAAAGACCUAAAGCCCUAAAAUCUCUUAUCAUUGCCUCUUGAAAACCUAGCGCAGUCGCAUCUUAUCCAUGGAAGGAUCCGCCAUCAAAUGGCAUGAUUAGCAGGAUUUACGUUGAGGGAUACGUCACUUCGAUCCCUGGCUAUUUUGUCGUUUCCGAUUUGAGAAAACAUUUCAAUUCAUGUGGAGAGGUGUUACAUGUUUACAUUCCCGGAUACGUUUACGACGUCUGCCGUAAUAUCAACAGAUUUGCCUUGGUUUAUCUUCGGGGAGAAGGUGCAGAAGAGAAGGCGUUGGAACUUAAUGGAAGCAAGAUGGGAGAUCACAAGCUUCUCGUUAAGGCUUACCCGUUUCACACCAAAGACCUUGAACCUGAGUUGGCUCUGACGAGAGACACAGACAUUCUGCAACCGCACAGGAUGCAUGUUAAGGGAUUUGACACUUCGCUUUCUGAGGAUUAUGUCAAGAGCACGCUGAUUCAACACUUCUCUAAAUGUGGAACUGUCCUGCGUGCGUCUGCUCACAAAGACGAAAGCGAGGGUGCUCUCUUCGACCUUGCUCAUGUUACUCUUGAGGGACAAGACGCAAUAGAGAAGGCGCUGCAACUUGGUGGAUGUGAUGUGCCAGGAUUUGAGAAGGUUGAAGUUUCUCGGGUUACGUUUGCUGGCGGACCACCGCGCCGCCACGUUAGGGCUGGCUGUUUCCCCAACAUGCUAAUGACGAUGGUGGAAAGCGAGAAGAAGAAUGAGGCUGCGAAGUAGAAAGCCCUGAUAACACGAAGCUCUUUGGUGUUUUCAACUUUAUUACCAGUUUUGUAAGCUCGCUAAUCAAGAAAUCUAUAACCUAUGUAUGAUGUUUAUUAUCCGGAUGUUUAAAGUUAACCAAAUAAUCAUUAUCUAUCU